This is a messenger RNA of Aspergillus nidulans FGSC A4, 288 nucleotides long. RefSeq lists its product as uncharacterized. The record is from RefSeq and is a predicted model, not a curated record. NCBI's taxonomy places the organism in Eukaryota, Fungi, Ascomycota, Eurotiomycetes, Eurotiales, Aspergillaceae. Bases 1 to 288 code for a protein of 95 amino acids. The transcript is spliced from 2 exons.
AUGGAUCAGUUAAGUGAUCGGAUUGCUUUAUAUGCAAUCUAUAUACCUCUUCUCCGGGUCCAAAUUCCAUCAUUCGUACGAACAUGGAACCAUCAUCGAAUUCGGAACCAGCCAAAUCGUCCGCAUCUGGUACCCGGCAAGCCUUAUAUGAAUUAUAACUUCCCAGCUACUGGUGUUGAGAACCAGGGAAUCAAGUUUAAUAUAGAAAUAUUCAAGCGCUUGCAAGAAGAUGUCCAAGACUGGGAUGUAGAUAAAUAUCUGCUACCUGAGACAUACUACUGGACUUGA